Messenger RNA from Drosophila ananassae, 3012 nucleotides. RefSeq names its product adenylate kinase isoenzyme 5. Gene Ontology annotation, molecular function: UMP kinase activity; ATP binding. Gene Ontology annotation, biological process: CDP biosynthetic process; UDP biosynthetic process. The transcript is spliced from 9 exons. NCBI's taxonomy places the organism in Eukaryota, Metazoa, Arthropoda, Insecta, Diptera, Drosophilidae. The record is from RefSeq and is a predicted model, not a curated record. Gene Ontology annotation, cellular component: nucleus; cytoplasm. Bases 969 to 2810 code for a protein of 613 amino acids.
CAGCACACUGACAACCAAAAACAAGGAAAAUAUUUCAAAAAAUGCGCUCCACAUGUGUAUAGGAAACGCACCGCUGGCUCCAGGACACAGGACAGGACAUUGUUUGGAGCGCAUAAACAAAUGGCGGCUCAUGAAUGACACACGAACAGGUGAAGUCGUCGUAGUGAGUGGUUCGACGGUAGGGUGGGUAGUAGUUGGGUAGCAAGGAGGCGUUGUGCUGUCCUUUGGCGGUAGUGCGUGUGCCUUCCAGCGGGCAAUGAAAAUCCCGACCGUUCGGUAGAUAAGCCCACGGAUAGAAAAACCGAACUCCUCGGGCCACCCACCUACCAUUCCACCGACAGUGUCAUGACUGGAAUUGCAUGUGGUGGCCAGAAAACUGCUGGAAAUCAUAAAGUAUUCAUUAAUUGGAAGCCCGCGCCACUGAGUGACCACAUUGAGUGAAUCCGCUGGCACAGGUAAAAACCGAGGCAGUUGUCAAUUUUCAAGCUCAGUUUCGAUUCGGACGCUCGGCGUGCAGUAUGUGCCCGGUUAAUUGAACCUACGAAGGAGUCGUAUCGAAGGAUAAAUAUCGGGUGGAAAGAACGCGAAAAGUUCAGAAAUCAAAACAUAACACCGGCAACGACAUGUAGCUCGGCGUUGUGCGUGCUGCCGACGAUUAAACGCGAGAACAAGUAUCCCUGAGAUAUCAGAGCCACAAAACGAACACUAAUUUAUAAUAUACACACAUCGGCGGUAUUAUUUUCACGGUAGCCAUGGGCAGAAUUUUACCGCUUUCCAUGAAUCUGAACUGGUUUUAAAAAAGCCAAAAUUAUAAACAUAGUUUUUUUUCGAAUUAAAAAAUAUAAUUUUAAAGGCGGGCGUGUGCGCGCGAGUGAGUGGGUGUUUAGGUGUCGGUGUGUGCGCUUGUGUGGGUGCAGAAGGGAAAACACAAUUGCGAAAAUUCAGCUAUACUGGCCACCGAAUGGAUAAUGGGUAUUUGUUUAGACACAGAUGCCACCGCGGCACAAGAUACCGGCGAACAAGGCAACGAUUGGAAUCAUACACGGAAUCGAAAUGGCCCAAAUGCUGGAGACUUGGAGGCCGCCGCGGCGGCUGGCCAUUUGGCCUCUACCAAUAUCGGCGGCAUCGAUAUGCAAAAUGCUGGAAAAAUCAAAUUCGAUCCGCCCAAAGUGCCAGUGAUAUUUGUUUUAGGCGGCCCAGGUAGUGGCAAAGUCACCCAUUGCGAUACUUUUAUGCAGGAGCGACGCGGAGUGACGCACAUCAAUAUGAUGGAUCUGCUUCAGCAAUAUGCAAUGGGCAAUGACAUGCAGGACUUUUCGCAACUGUCGUCGAAAACAGUCACCGAGGUGUUGAUGUUGGAAAUGAAAAUGGCUCCAGCUGCCAAAGCAUACCUAAUAUCUGGAUAUCCACGCUCAAUGCGCGACGUUGUCGAAUACUCAGAGAAGAUUCAAGUCGUUAAUGGCGUGAUUCUAAUAUCCUGGCGUCAGUCGGUUUUACAAAAGCAAAUCGACUAUGGAGCCAAAUUAGGUCAUGUAGUACUCUCCUUAGCCAAAAUGGAAUUGGAAAAUUUCUUUAAAAAUGUGAUGCCAGUCGCCGAUUAUUUUGAUCAAAGCGACAUGCUAUUGGCUGUUAAUGGUGAGCGUGCCCCCACAGAGGUGUAUAAAGACUUUCGCACCGCUGUCCUCGAUAUACUCAGCACUCUCGAGAACCAAGAGGCCGUAAUGAAUGGAGUUACAGAAGGCACCGCCGCCGUCAGCACCACCGACACCACUGGCACCGCUCUGGCCAAAGAUCUGACCUUGAAUCCUACGGGUGGGGCUGUGGCCAUCAUGAAAACUGGCACCACCAUUGCCGAUGACGACAGCGGGGUGGUGAUAACCCAGCAGCCAAAGCUCCGUCCAGAAGCCGGUCUGGAUGAGUCCAACCUACCACCUAUCAUUUGGGUGAUCGGGGGACCGGGAAGCAAUAAGGCCACGCUUUGUCUCAAGGCCGUUGGACUGAAUCAAGGCUGGGCUCACAUAAGUGUGGGUCGCCUUUUGCGGAAUAUCACUGACUCUGCACCACGUGCCAAUACCGAAAGUUUUGCCGUCAAGGAGGCCCUGGCCGCCGGAGACAUGGCUCCCGAGAAGUCCUUGAACCAGCUGUUGGAAACAAAUCUGCGUCAAUUGCAGGAUAGAACUGGUAUCAUCAUAGAUGGGUAUCCCAGGAAUCUGCAACAAGUCAAGUACUUUGAGAAUAAGUACAAGCAACGCCCGCCCAUUAUUUUGCUGGACUGUUCGAAGCUUCAACUGGGCCGAGGACGAAUAGACGACACAGUUUCCUCAUUUCGUCGCCGCCUGGAGCUCUUCCGAGAGCAAACCCUACCCAUGCUUAAGACCCUAGACUCCAGCAAUCGUCUGCAGAUUGUCGAUGGCGAUACAGACAGUCCGUCAGUACAGCGCGAGUUCGAGCGUCUCAUCCGAAGUCACAUUCAGCGACUGCUUAACCAAGGCGAGUAUACGGAUGCCAUGGAGCCCCUGGGCAACCAAAUGAUGCGGAACGAGCAAACGGAUGCCAUUCUACACGACCUGGAAACGAAUGUGCCGGGAGCAGUGCCCACGAUCAGUCAUCAUGUCAGCAUGAUGAACGGACAUCUGAAGAACCGGAGUAGUGCCGUGGGAAGUGGCAAGCAAAUGAUGAACGGUCAUGUCCCGGGCAGGCCAGGAACAGGCGCCGGAAAUGGAAAUGGGCCAGUGGGACAGUCUGUGCCUGUUGAUUUCCGACACAUGCUCGAGGAGGCCGAGCGAUAUCCGGUGGACUCAUAUAUGUAGAGAAACUUAAAUGAGAAAAGAUUUUUAGUUAUAAAAUCAACUAGUUUAGGAAUAUUGUUAAUGCUGGUUUGUUGUUGAGUCAGGGACCAAUGAAAUGCAGUGUCCUUAUAGCCUAAUGUAGCAGAAUUAAAUUCUAUUAUUUCACCAAACAUUUAGCAACAUAUCAAGUUAAUCUUAAAGACGCCCAUGUAGCUAUAAAAAU